This is a messenger RNA of Fraxinus pennsylvanica, 489 nucleotides long. NCBI's taxonomy places the organism in Eukaryota, Viridiplantae, Streptophyta, Magnoliopsida, Lamiales, Oleaceae. The record is from the annotation of a GenBank genome assembly.
AUGAACAAGAGCUUGAAGGCAGCAAAGAAAAUGAAGGGAUUCAUGUGCCAUUCUCCUGUUUCUACUGCAAUGUGCAUGAAUGAAGAUUACAUGUCUGUGAUCGUGCCAAGAAGGCUGGACAAGAAGAUUGUUGAUCGUGCAAAAUUAAUCAACAAUGCAAAAUACAUUCGAUUAGGGGAGCCGUGUAAAGUUUCUACAACUGAUCAUAGGAGAUCGAUCGAUGUUUCUGCCUUGAAAAAAGAUAAAGAAAAAGAGCAUCAAGAAGUUUCUUCAAUAGCAGCAUCGUAUCAGGUGGUGGUAAUGAGAGUCUCUCUUCAUUGUCAAGGCUGUGCUGGUAAAGUGAAGAAGCAUUUAUCCAAAAUGGAAGGGGUAACAUCAUUCAGCAUCGAUUUGGAGAGCAAGAGGGUAACCGUAAGGGGGCACUUGUCACCAUCUGGUGUACUGGAGAGCAUAUCAAAGGUGAAGAGAGCAGAAUAUUGGCCCUCUUAA